AUGUGCGACAGCGGAUUGUGCGAGGACAAGCCCCCCGCUCCCCCUGUCAGGAUGAGUAGCCAAGGAGGCGGAGCCAAGGACCCCCAGGCGACCAAUCACAGCUCUCGGCCUCUUCCGUCCGUGCCGGAGGAGCGCAAGUCCAGAAACAAGAUCAUCUCCAUGUUUGCAUCAGAGAAAGGAGGUAGGAAGAAGGACCGGGACAAGGACAGGCCGGAGAUUUCCUCCCCGUCGGAUUUUGAACACACCAUCCACGUGGGCUUUGAUGCCGUCACUGGAGAGUUCACUGGCAUGCCGGAGCAAUGGGCCCGUCUCCUCCAAACCUCUAACAUUAGCAAAUCGGAACAGAAGCAGAAUCCCCAGGCGGUCCUGGACAUCCUCAAGUUCUACGACUCCACCAGCGGAAAGCAGAAGUAUCUCAGCUUCUCAGCAACAGGUCAGUCUCUUCGCCCUCUCCUCACCACGUUUGAAAAAUCUCAUUCAUUUAAGGGCACGACCACCACGUCGGGCGGCAAAGAUGGCGACGACGACGAUGAUGACGACACGCCGCCACCUAUCGUGGCUCCCAGGCCGGAGCACACUAAGUCCGUUUACACACGAUCAGUGAUCGACCCUCUCCCGCCUCCCGAAGGCGAUGCCGCCUCUAAGACUGCCGACAGGCAGAAGAAGAAAGGAGGAAAGAUGACCGACGAAGAGAUCAUGGAGAAGCUCAGAACAAUUGUAAGCAUCGGAGAUCCCAAGAAGAAAUAUACUCGAUAUGAGAAGAUCGGGCAAGGGGCAUCUGGGACAGUCUACACAGCAAUAGAUGUUGCCACCGGGCAGGAGGUGGCUAUCAAGCAAAUCAACUUGCAGAAGCAGCCCAAGAAAGAACUCAUUAUCAAUGAAAUUCUGGUCAUGAAGGAAAUGAAGAAUCCCAAUAUUGUCAACUUUGUAGACAGCUUCCUGGUGGGCGAUGAGCUCUUUGUGGUGAUGGAGUACCUGGCAGGUGGUUCCCUUACCGACGUAGUGACAGAGACGUGCAUGGACGAGGCCCAGAUCGCAGCUGUGUGCAGAGAGGUCCUGCAGGCUCUGGAGUUUCUUCAUGCCAAUCAGGUCAUCCAUCGAGACAUCAAAAGUGACAACGUACUGCUGGGCAUGGAUGGAUCGGUCAAACUUACCGACUUUGGCUUCUGCGCUCAGAUCACACCGGAGCAGAGCAAGCGCAGCACCAUGGUGGGCACGCCCUACUGGAUGGCUCCAGAGGUGGUCACCAGAAAGGCCUACGGACCCAAAGUGGACAUUUGGUCUCUGGGGAUUAUGGCCAUUGAGAUGGUUGAAGGAGAGCCCCCAUAUCUCAAUGAGAACCCUCUCAGGGCACUGUAUCUAAUCGCCACCAAUGGCACUCCUGAGCUGCAAAGUCCAGAGAAGCUCUCCCCAGUUUUCAGAUCUUUCCUGUCGCGAUGCUUGGAGAUGGAUGUAGAAAAGCGAGGGUCUGGCAGAGAACUCUUACAGCAUCCUUUCCUGAAGCUGGCCAAGCCUCUGUCCAGCCUGACUCCUCUCAUCCUGGCUGCCAAGGAGGCCAUGAGGAGCAAUCGCUGA
Molecule: messenger RNA, 1575 nt
Organism: Nerophis lumbriciformis (worm pipefish)
Lineage: Eukaryota; Metazoa; Chordata; Actinopteri; Syngnathiformes; Syngnathidae
Source: RefSeq, a predicted model, not a curated record